Molecule: messenger RNA, 1238 nt
Organism: Symbiodinium necroappetens
Lineage: Eukaryota; Dinophyceae; Suessiales; Symbiodiniaceae
Source: the annotation of a GenBank genome assembly
AUGGCAUCCCUAGUUGCAGCUCCUCGAAGGCAUCUCUGGUAUCUGGCGGCUGUGGCUGCUUUGGUCCUGCCGUGCUCUGCGGUUCUCAGAUACCCAGACGGCGCUUUCGAGUCCAGAUACCCGCUUCACAUCGACGAAUGUGCAUUACCUGGGAAGGGGCUGAGUUUCCAGAGCUUGGCGUGCUUGGGGCGAUUGCGACAGCAUUUGCUCGAGGACGCUGACUGCAAUCGUGUCAUUUGUGACAACAUUGACUCCUCGACACCGGUGGAGGUCUAUGCAAACGAGACGGAUUGGGCUCCCUUCAAGAAUCUAUGUGGCCACUUGCAGGAGUUGUUUCUGGCAGUUUUCGACUUGGGAGUGAAGCUUGUCGGAGAGGUGCCGACACACGAGGAUAUAAACGAGCUCUUUGUGCUGUCCAAGGUGUUCAAAAGUUCGCAAGGAGUUUCUCCACCAGAUUUGCAUCAGGCUCCUGUCUAUGCGAACACAACGAGAGCAGUUCUGCGACGGCAUGCUCAACAUGUGCUAGACAUCCUCGGCGAGGUCCAGAGCGAAAGUUUGAGUGCAGAGCGCUUGCUGGAAGCUGCGGCAGCCUUGGCCCGCAGGCUACAGCUUCUUAUUGAGAAUGUCUCCGUUACUCUGCUGUUGAAUUUUCACCUAGCCCAACUUGAUCACAAUGGACGAGUAGCAGGACGAAAUCUCGUUCAUGAGCUUUAUGGCGACGUUGAUUCCAUUCGAGUUGUCUUUCACGAAAUUCCGGGAAAGCGCUGGGACGCACUCACCCACCUGCUUGAUUUUCUGGGAGUCUCCAAGCAACCUGUUGUGAUGGCAGAAGUUGGCGUGGAGGCUGCUAACACCAGCCAGCGACUGUUGGAGCGCAAUCCGUUGUUGUCCUACAUUGGCGUAGAUCCAUACAUCAACAACGAUGAACUCUUCCAUGACGUGAUCGAUCGCUUGUCGCUGUUCCAAGAUUCAGGUCGGUUCGUUCUUUAUCGCAGUACCUCCAUGAAUGCAUCCUUGCAUGUUGCUGAUGGAUCCUUGGACAUGGUUUUCCUCGAUGCCCGUCAUGAUUUUCAGGCCGUUGUCGACGAUGUGGCAGCAUGGAAGCCAAAGGUUCGUGUCGGCGGCAUCUUGUCAGGUCACGACUUCAGCUGGAUGUUUCCAACAGUGGCAAUGGCAGUGUACAAAGAGACCUUCGAUUCGCCAGAGCGUGUUGUGCAUCUCGCUCCUGACGGCGUUUG